Molecule: messenger RNA, 935 nt
Organism: Saccoglossus kowalevskii
Lineage: Eukaryota; Metazoa; Hemichordata; Enteropneusta; Harrimaniidae
Product: sodium-dependent multivitamin transporter-like
Biological process (GO): transmembrane transport; sodium ion transport
Cellular component (GO): membrane
Molecular function (GO): symporter activity
Source: RefSeq, a predicted model, not a curated record
AUGACGACUGGUAUGGGGAAAGAAGACUCUGAAGACAAGCUGUAUAUGGGCAGUGAUUCUGAACAAGAAUCAGAAUAUGACACGGACACACACUCUGGGUUGACUCCCGUGCCUUCAGUAACAUCUUCAGUCUCAGACUUAAGCAAUGAUGCACGUACAUUUAUGAGAGCAGUAACCACACGAAGUGGGCGUAUGAUAAAAGUUCGUUGCUGUACUGAUCGCGCGUCCCAGUCUGUUACCACCGAGAUGACGUCGACGGAUGAUGUGAGACGGCUGGGAGCAGUUGAUUGGUUUAUCUUCGUAGGGAUGUUGAUAUUGUCGGCGUCAACAGGUGUCUACCAUGCCCUUGCAAAAGGGGGACAGCAGAAUCUAUCACAAUACCUGAUAGGAGACCGGAGUAUGUCGGCGCUACCAAUCGCCAUGUCCUAUUUUGUGACCUACACGUCAGCGACGGCCAUUACCGGGUACCCAGCUGACGUCUACCUCUUUGGGAUGCAGCUUGGUGUUAUUUACAUCGGGUACAUUCUGGGAACAGUCGUGGUGAUGUUUUUGUUUAUACCGUUCAUCAGACAGUUCAACUUCAUUAGUAUAUAUGAGUACAUCAGCCUGAGAUUCAGCCUAAGUCUGCGUAUCUUUGCUGCACUGAGCAAUAUAAUAUUAACUUUAGUGUUCAGCGCCGUGUCCAUGGUAGGCCCAACAAUGGCGUUUCAAACAGUACAGGACGUCGAGGGAUGGAAAAUAUUACUGAUAAUUGGAUCAUUGUGUAUAUUCUAUACAGGACUAGGAGGCCUGAAGGCUGUCAUCUGGACCGAUGUUUUCCAAUUUGUUAUCAUAAUGAUUUCGGUGACAGUGGUACUUAUCCUGUGCUCCGUUAGAGCUGGAGGGGUUGCGCACGUCUGGAACUAUGCUAAAGACAACGGGAAGUUCAACAUUGA